AUGGAAGCUCUUCUUUCUCAAUUCACCUUCCUCUCAGACCAAUCUUUACUCGACAAGACCUUCGAUCCCUCCACAAUCGAAGAUCUAAUGAAGCUCUUCGAGAUCGAGUCCUACAAAGCCUGGGCAGCCGCAGAGCUCGAACAAGAAACCGAACUCGAAGAAGCGGAGCACGCUAUGCAAGAAGCCGAGGAACAUCUCGAUUCGGCGAUGGAAAGUGCGAUGGAUGAAUUCAGAAGGUUCGAAGAAGAGAUGGAGAGGAUUUCAAGAGAUGAAGUUGAGAGUUUAGUUGAGACGGCUGAGAAAGCAAGGAAGAUGGGGAAUUUGAUGGAGAAAAGUGCGGCUAUUGCUUCAAAGAAGUAUAUGGAAGCUGCUUUGAAUUCUGCUACUUCUUCUAUGAAAUCGGCUUGGAAAGGAAUUUCUUCUGGAAAGGUUCAUCCAUCUUGA
Lathyrus sativus (Indian pea) is the source of this 444-nucleotide messenger RNA. Lineage: Eukaryota; Viridiplantae; Streptophyta; Magnoliopsida; Fabales; Fabaceae. The record is from the annotation of a GenBank genome assembly.